AUGGAAAGGCUGAAGAUGGAGAAAGACUUCGUGCUGGCAGAACUGAUGGAGGAUGAGAAGCAACUUGAGGCCCGGCGCCGGGCGGAAGAGCUGUCCCUGCAGCUGAAGACGCUGGAAGAGGCUCAGCCUCGUUUGAGGGAACGUGCAGCCAAGGUUGAGCAAGAGAAGAGCCUGGAAGGUGAUGCCAUCAGUGGGCUUGAGGAUCUCCGUGCAGAGGCCAUCGCGUUGCAAACGGAGAACCAACUUCUCAAGCGCCAGCAGGUGGAGUGGCGACGCUCCCAGACGCUGAUGUUGCGCUUGGCAGAAGACAUGCAGAAGCGGCCUCCCAAGGCAACUCCAGACGAUGAAGGACUCGAUGCUGAAGAGAAACUUGAAGAAGUACUUCAAGGCAACCAGGAGAUGCGGCGGCGUAUUCAGAAGUUGCAGAAUGAGAAGGAGGACUUGCUUCAGCGCCGACGUGGGCCCGGGAUCUCAAGCUGA
Messenger RNA from Durusdinium trenchii, 480 nucleotides. The record is from the annotation of a GenBank genome assembly. NCBI's taxonomy places the organism in Eukaryota, Dinophyceae, Suessiales, Symbiodiniaceae.